This is a messenger RNA of Labrus mixtus (cuckoo wrasse), 2797 nucleotides long. Its product is annotated as inosine-5'-monophosphate dehydrogenase 1a-like. The transcript has 12 exons. Gene Ontology annotation, cellular component: cytoplasm. Gene Ontology annotation, molecular function: IMP dehydrogenase activity. Gene Ontology annotation, biological process: GTP biosynthetic process. The coding region runs from base 28 to 1416 and encodes 462 amino acids. The record is from RefSeq and is a predicted model, not a curated record. NCBI's taxonomy places the organism in Eukaryota, Metazoa, Chordata, Actinopteri, Labriformes, Labridae.
UGCUCUGUGAUUGGCCGGUUUCAGCUGAUGGGCGGGAUUGGGAUAAUUCAUCAUAACUGUACCGCUGAGUUUCAGGCCAAUGAGGUGCGCAAAGUAAAGAAAUUUGAGCAGGGCUUCAUCACAGACCCAGUGGUCAUGAGUCCCCGACACACAGUGGGCGAUGUGUUCGAGGCAAAGAUACACCAUGGUUUUUCUGGGAUCCCUGUUACAGAGACGGGCAAGAUGGGUAGCAAGCUGGUCGGUAUAGUGACCUCCAGAGACAUUGACUUCCUGUCUGAGAAGGACCAUGACAGACCCCUGGAGGAGGCCAUGACAAAAAGGGAGGAUUUAGUCGUUGCACCUGCUGGGGUCACACUAAAAGAAGCUAAUGAUAUACUGCAACGUAGCAAAAAAGGUAAGCUCCCCAUAGUGAAUGACAGUGAUGAGCUGGUUGCCAUCAUCGCUCGGACCGACUUGAAGAAGAACAGAGAUUAUCCUCUGGCAUCUAAGGACUCCCGCAAACAGCUGCUGUGCGGAGCUGCCAUUGGAACAAGGGACGACGACAAAUACAGACUGGACCUGCUCAUGCAAGCCGGUGUGGAUGUGGUAGUGCUGGAUUCCUCCCAAGGAAACUCAGUGUAUCAAAUCAACAUGAUAAACUACAUCAAACAGAAACAUCCUGAACUGCAGGUGGUCGGAGGAAAUGUGGUGACUGCUGCUCAAGCUAAAAACCUCAUAGAUGCCGGUGUGGAUGCACUGAGGGUGGGCAUGGGGUGUGGCUCUAUCUGUAUCACCCAGGAAGUGAUGGCGUGCGGACGGCCCCAAGGUACUUCAGUGUACAAGGUUGCAGAGUAUGCCCGGCGUUUUGGUGUGCCAGUGAUUGCUGAUGGAGGCAUUCAGACUGUUGGACAUGUGGUGAAAGCUCUGGCCCUGGGAGCAUCUACAGUGAUGAUGGGGUCGUUGCUUGCGGCAACCACCGAAGCUCCUGGAGAAUAUUUCUUCUCAGAUGGAGUGCGUUUGAAAAAAUACAGAGGGAUGGGCUCGCUGGAUGCCAUGGAGAAAAAUAAUAGCCAGAAACGUUACUUCAGUGAGGGAGAUAAGGUGAAGGUGGCUCAAGGUGUCUCAGGAUCAGUACAAGAUAAAGGCUCUAUCCAUAAAUUUGUUCCUUAUCUCAUUGCUGGUAUCCAACAUGGCUGUCAGGAUAUAGGAGCCAAGAGUUUGUCCAUUUUAAGGUCAAUGAUGUACUCUGGAGAGCUGAAGUUUGAGAAGAGAACCAUGUCUGCUCAGAUGGAGGGAGGAGUCCACGGCCUCCACUCAUAUUCUUUUGUGCCAUUUACGAGAAACGGCUUUACUGAGUCUGGAGGAAGAGGAAACACUCGAGCGGGACCUAACGUCCCGACCCCGGCAGCUCUGAGCAGAUGCAGCGGACGCAUGUGAUCAAACUACAAGAACGACGCUCUCAUUGGUGUACUAAAUCCACACUCAAUAAUCUACUUUUUUGUGCCCCCCCCCCCCCUUUUUUCAUGGUUUUUCUUACCACUAACCACUUCAAAAAGAGCUAAACAACACACUUUACCUUGAGUCUCAUCUUGAUAGAGGAGCCUCUUGGAUUAAUAGACGUGACUGCACAUGAACUCUUUAUCUUUCUGUCUCCCACUGUGUGGCCAAGGUGUGAUCUGCUGAUCUCUUCCAACAAGCAAACACAUUUCAUUUCCUUCUUAUUGGUCAUGCUUAAUUGCAAAAACAAAGCUUGCAGUGGUGCAGUCCAGAAAAUCCAUCCUUCAGACAUUUGAAAACAUUUUAUUUCUUUGAAAGAGAAACGAAGGAAACAUUUUUAAAUAGCAUUCUGCUGAAAGCGGAGCAGACUCCAGAAAUGUAAUAUACUCUAGAACUAUAUAUAGACAUACCAUUUUCUUGCCGGUAACCUUGUGUAUAAAGCUAACUGACCCAGAAGGACAUUUUAAGUAUAAUACAUAUAGUGAACUUGUGUUGUUAUUAUCCUCUCACUGCACCAAGUAAAUUGUGUUAAGAACAUUCAGUGUCAUUUCUCAGACAAGUCAACAUUUGUUUGUUACACAAAUGGGUUACCUCACCCUGAGCCGAUGAGCUAUUUGAAUGUGCUUCACUGCUGCAGAAGGGACAUAAGCUUAGCAUCGGCCUUAACUCACGAAUACACAUUUUUUAACAAGAAGAGUUUAAAGGAGUUUAAAGGAACCCUUUUUCCACGUUCAUCAUCUUUGGCAUAGAAAAUAAUAAUUUAAAACAUUUUUAAGUCUGAAGACAUGACACUUCUAACACUUAACAUCUUCAGUUAUCUGAUUUAUUUUCUACAUCCUCCCCCUGUUUAAAACACAUUGGCUGGAAAUGUGAUCUUCCAUAAUUUAAUUUUGCAAAAUGAACUUUUAAACCACAUGACUAUGGAAUGUACAUAUACAUAGUUUUGUAUAUUUCUGGGCUCUAUAUUAAAAAUUGUAUUUGUGAUUCAUUGAAAUAGGGCUAAGAACUCAGUUGAAAGGCCCAAGUUCAAUAUAUAUUUCUUUCUGAUUUGUAGUCAAAAUUUUGUCAGUCUUUCAUGUGAUUUCCUUUUUUCAAUGUCUUUGAUUUUACAGUAUGUAGCUCUUUGAUAAGUUCUGGAUCUUAUGUUGAUUUAGCAAAAACCUGGCAUGUUCUUGUGUGCUAACUUGUUGGUUAUCAGGCUUAUUUUAAAGUUUUCUAUAGGGUUGAAAAUAAGUCACAACAUACUACUUUAUAACCCAUUCCAUAAAUUAUAUUCACUGUAAAUAGUGUUGCAUGAAUAAAGUUAUUUUUAAUAGGGGUA